Messenger RNA from Paraphaeosphaeria sporulosa, 1577 nucleotides. Its product is annotated as polygalacturonase precursor. The coding region runs from base 121 to 1452 and encodes 443 amino acids. Gene Ontology annotation, biological process: carbohydrate metabolic process. The record is from RefSeq and is a predicted model, not a curated record. The transcript is spliced from 5 exons. Gene Ontology annotation, molecular function: polygalacturonase activity. NCBI's taxonomy places the organism in Eukaryota, Fungi, Ascomycota, Dothideomycetes, Pleosporales, Didymosphaeriaceae.
GCGACAUCGCCCCUGGCAUGGGGGCAAUAUAUGGUAUAUUAAGAGCCAUGACCUGCAUGAUGAGGCUCCACAGCUCGACACACUGCACCCUUCAAUCGUCCUUGCUCAGCAACCUGCACCAUGCGCGUCUCGUCAUUCAUUGCUGCAGCACUGCUGCAAGCCUCCGUAACAUGGUCUUCUCCAGUUGAAACCGAUGAUCUCGUUGCCCGGGGAGCUUCGAAGAGGCCAAACCAUCCCAUUAAGCCACACCAUCCCGGCAAGCCUUUCCCGGUCUCGCCAGCACGAACAAAAACGUGUACAGUGAAGACCUACGGCAAUGGCAAAGACGAUUCCAAGAACGUUUUGAGUGCGAUCAAGUCUUGCAACAACGGUGGUCAUGUUGUCUUUUCCAAGGGAAAGACUUACACCAUCGGCACUGCACUUGACCUCACUUUCCUCAAGCACAUCGAUUUGGAUGUUCAGGGAACCAUUAAAUUCACCAACGACACGGACUACUGGCAAGCCAACGCCUUCAAGCAAGUCUUCCAGAACGCCACUACGUUCUUCCAGCUUGGAGGUGAGGACGUCAACGUCUACGGAGGUGGUACAUUCGACGGAAACGGUCAGGUCUGGUACGAUCUAUAUGCCAAGAACAACUUGAUCUUGCGCCCCAUCCUCUUUGGUACCAUUGGCUUGAAGAGCGGACGCAUUGAGGAUUUGAACUUGAGGUACUCUCCUCAAUGGUACAACCUGGUGGCGAAUUCGACGAAUGUGGUGUUCUCCGACAUCAGUAUUUCCGGGUACAGCAGCAGCUCGAACGUUGCUAAGAACACUGAUGGUUGGGACACCUACCGCUCAGACAACAUCGUCAUCCAGAACUCGCACAUUGACAAUGGCGAUGACUGUGUAUCAUUCAAGCCGAACAGCACCAACAUAGUCGUGCAGAACUUGAUCUGCAAUGGUAGUCAUGGAAUUAGCGUUGGUAGCCUGGGACAGUACAAGGGUGAGGUCGACAUCGUGAAGAACAUCUACACAUACAACGUCAGCAUGUCGAACGCAUCCGACGGUGCGCGCAUCAAGGUCUGGCCCGGCGUUAGCUCCGCGCUCUCCGCGGACCUCCAGGGAGGUGGUGGCUUAGGAGCCGUUUCCAACAUCACCUACGAUGGCAUGGUGCUGUCCAAUGUUGACUACGCCAUCGAGAUCACCCAGUGCUACGGACAGAAGAACCUGACGCUCUGCAAUGAGUUCCCUAGCAACCUCACCAUCUCGGAUGUUACCAUCAAGAACUUUGUAGGCACCACGAGCAAGAAGUACGAUCCAUUGGUCGGAUAUCUGGUCUGCUCCAGCCCGACUGUGUGCAACGAUAUCAACAUUCAGAACGUCACUGUCAAGAGCCCUAGCGGAACCAACCAGUACGCAUGUGCGAAUAUUGAUGGCAUCGACAGCCAGGUCAACUGCAAGAAGGUGGCUUAAUUUAGUCUUUGACGAUGUAAUGCAAUCUGAACAUUCACCCGCCAAUGAUUCUUUGAAAUCUACGGGGGAGAUCUUGACGAUACUAACCCAUGAUAAGAGAAAUUCAUCAUUUAGUGUUUCUUGGU